UCUCUCUCUGCCAUGGCGUCACACCAUUGAUCAUGCUUGCCAUCUUCAGUCCAAAAGCUUCACAAAAACCGACUCGCCACCGCAAAACCUGCUCAAAGCCUCAAACGACGGCCGGUCCCCCCGCCGGAACCCCGACCCAAUGAGCCACCGUCGCAGCCCGAAUCCACCCUUCAACCCGGCCGGCCGAGCCCGGCCCGGCCAGCCCCCGCCCGGCGGUGGCAACCAAGAACCCACGUACAACAUCAUCCCGGUCCACAACGUCCGCGCCGACCACCCCUCCCUCCGCUUCCCCGAGGUCCGUGCUGCCUGCGCUGCCCUGCGCUCCGUCGGCGACCUCCGCCGGCCGCCGGGUACCCCGUGGCGCCCUGAGUAUGACCUCCUCGACUGGCUCCGCCUCUUCUUUGGCUUCCAGGAGGACAACGUCCGGAACCAGCGGGAGCACCUCGUCCUCCACCUGGCCAACCUCCAAAUGCGGCUCGCCUCGCAGCCCGACAACAUGGAGGCCCUGGAAGUGACCCUCGUCCGCCGCUUCCGCAAGAAGCUCCUCCGGAACUACACCCUCUGGUGCUCUUACUUGGGCAGGAAGUCGAACGUCUGGAUCUCCGACCGCCGCGAGGCCGUCUCGUACCUACAGCGCGAGCUCCUCUAUGUCUCGCUCUAUCUCCUUGUGUGGGGCGAGUCGGCGAACCUGCGGUUCAUGCCGGAGUGCAUAUGUUACAUCUUCCACAACAUGGCGAUGGAAAUGAACAAGAUCUUGGAGGAUUACAUCGACCCCAACACCGGACAGCCCGUGUUGCCUUCGGUCUCCGGAGAGAAUACCUUUCUAAAGCAAGUGGUGGAGCCUAUCUACAAGACGAUUCGGAAAGAGGUCAAUGAGAGCAAGAAUGGCACUGCGCCGCACAGUGCAUGGAGGAACUAUGAUGAUAUCAAUGAGUACUUCUGGUCUGGAAGGUGCUUCAAAAAGUUGGGAUGGCCGAUUGAUCGUGGAAGUAGCUUCUUUGCGAGCGACGAGAGGAGAUAUCGAGUUGGCAAGACAGGGUUUGUGGAGAAGAGGACGUUUUGGAACUUGUUCCGGAGCUUCGAUCGAUUGUGGGUGAUGUUGGUUCUGUUUCUGCAAGCUGCUAUCAUUGUGGCUUGGGACACCGAUAAGAAGUAUCCAUGGGAGGCAUUGAAGAGCAGGGAUCUUCAAGUCAAGGUCUUGACUAUUUUCAUGACUUGGAGUGGGAUGAGGUUCCUGCAGUCCCUGCUUGAUGCCGGGAUGCAGCACCGCUUGGUGUCGAGAGAAACGAUGUUGUUAGGAGUGAGGAUGGUGAUGAAGACUGUCGUCGCAGGUGCUUGGGUAAUUGCUUUUGGGGUGUUCUAUGGACGGAUUUGGUCAAAAAGAAAUGCUGAUAAGAGGUGGUCGCAAGAGGCGAACCGGAGAUUGGUGAAUUUUCUUGAGCUGGCCGGCGUCUUUGUUCUUCCGGAGCUGUUGGGAUUGGCCCUGAUGAUCAUUCCAUGGAUUCAAAAUUUCCUAGAGGAAACAAACUGGAGGAUCUUCCACCUGUUUACAUGGUGGUUCCAGAGCCGCAUCUUCGUGGGUCGGGGCCUUAGAGAAGGUGUGGUCGAUAAUGUGAAGUACUCUCUAUUUUGGCUACUUGUAAUAGCCACCAAAUUUUUAUUCAGCUACUUCCUUCAAAUUAAGCCCAUGAUCCAACCCACGAAACAGCUCCUGGAACUGCGAAAUGUGAAAUACGAAUGGCACCAGUUCUUCGGCAACAGCAACAGGUUCGCAGUUGGGCUGUUGUGGCUCCCCGUGGUGCUUAUUUAUCUUAUGGAUCUGCAGAUUUGGUACUCGAUCUAUUCGUCCUUUGUUGGAGCAGCAGUUGGGUUGUUAGAUCACUUGGGUGAGAUCCGAAAUCUCGAGCAGUUGAGAUUGCGGUUCCAAUUCUUUGCGAGCGCCGUUCAGUUUAAUCUGAUGCCUGAGGAGCAGCUUUUGCGGACGAUAGGAAACAAGUUUGAGGAUUUUCUUCACCGACUGAAGCUGAGGUAUGGGCUUGGCAAGCCAUACCAGAAGUUCGAACCUAACCAGAUCGAAGCGCUGAGGUUCGCUUUGCUUUGGAAUGAGAUCAUAACCAUAUUAAGGGAAGAGGAUAUAGUAUCUGAUCGGGAAGUUGAGCUCUUGGAGAUACCGAGGAGUGCUUGGAGUGUAAGAGUUAUUUCCUGGCCCUGUUUUCUCCUUUGCAAUGAGCUGUUGAUUGCUUUGGGACAGGCCAAGGAGCUAGCCGAUGCUCCUGACAGGUGGCUCUGGCAUAAGAUCUGCAAGAACGAGUACAGGCGCUGUGCUGUGAUCGAAGCAUAUGACAGUGUCAAGCACUUGCUGCUCGAAAUUGUUAAAGUCAACUCAAAGGAGCACUCCAUCCUCACUGUUUUGUUCCAAGAGAUGGAUCACUCCAUCGAGGUUGAGAAAUUUACUAAGCUUUUCAAGUUGUCCGUGUUGCCUAAGAUUCACGACCAGCUAUCAAAAUUGGCUGAGGUAUUGAAAGAUUCAAAGAAAGAUCUGGACAAAAUUGUACACACUCUGCAGGCCCUUUAUGAGAUUGCUAUUAGAGAUUUUUUCAUAGAGAGGCGGAACAAUGAGCAGUUGAAGGAGGAUGGCUUGGCUUCUGGCGGUGGAUUACUUUUUGUGGAUGCAGUUGGAUUGCCCGACCCGAGUAAUAAGAAGUUCUAUAGGCAAGUUCGGCGGUUGCACACCAUUCUUACCUCGAGGGACUCUAUGCACAAUGUUCCUUCAAAUGUGGAGGCAAGACGGCGAAUUUCCUUUUUCAGUAAUUCGUUAUUUAUGAAAAUGCCCCAUGCACCCCAAGUGGAGAAAAUGCUGGGUUUCAGUGUUCUGACUCCUUACUACAACGAAGAGGUAGUGUACAGCAAAGAACAGCUUCUCAAAAGGAACGAAGACGGAGUUUGCACUUUGUUCUAUUUGAAGACUGUAUAUCCUGACGAGUGGAAGUAUUUCAUAGAAAGAAUGCUCCGAGAAGGAAAGGUGAAGAAGGCCGAUGAGGACGAUGAAACAAUGGCGAAGUUGAGAGAUCUUAGGCUUUGGGCAUCAUACAGAGGCCAGACACUUGCUCGAACAGUCAGAGGAAUGAUGUAUUACUAUCGAGCGCUUAGGAUGCUGGCUUUUCUUGAUUCUGCAUCGGAGGUGGAAAUUCGGGAAUUGGUAAAAAGACUGGACUUAGCGGGCCACAAUGGUAGCGAGAACAGUUCUGGCGCAGAAGAUUACCCUUCUUUCCAAAGUUUUAGUACUAGUAUUAGUCCAGUCAAUCUUUUGUCCGAAGACCAUAUAGCCGGUACUGCUGCGAUGAAGUACAUAUACGUGGUUGCUUGCCAGAUUUAUGGGUCUCAAAAGGCAGACAAAGAUAACCGUGCAGAGGAAAUAUUGAACCUGAUGAAAAACAAUGAAGCGCUCCGAGUUGCUUAUGUGGAUGAAGUCUCCACUGGGAGGGAUGAAAAGGAAUACUACUCUGUUUUGGUCAAGUACGAUCGGCAACGCCAGAAGGAAGUAGAACUAUACAGGGUCCAAUUGCCUGGUCCCUUGAAGCUUGGAGAGGGAAAACCGGAAAAUCAGAACCAUGCGCUCAUAUUCACUCGUGGUGAUGCUGUGCAGACUAUUGAUAUGAACCAAGACAACUAUUUCGAGGAGGCACUCAAGAUGCGGAAUCUGCUGGAAGAAUUCAAGACUUACUAUGGCAUUCGGAAGCCUACCAUCUUGGGGGUUAGAGAACACAUCUUCACUGGUUCAGUUUCAUCGCUUGCUUGGUUCAUGUCAGCUCAAGAGACGAGUUUUGUCACGCUGGGGCAACGGGUCUUAGCAAAUCCUUUAAAAGUUCGAAUGCAUUACGGCCAUCCAGAUGUCUUCGACAGGUUUUGGUUCCUAAGCAGGGGCGGUAUCAGUAAAGCAUCCAGAGUGAUCAACAUCAGUGAAGAUAUCUUUGCUGGAUUUAAUUGCACGCUGAGGGGAGGCAAUGUCACACACCAUGAGUACAUACAAGUGGGUAAGGGAAGGGAUGUUGGAUUGAAUCAGAUAUCGAUGUUUGAGGCCAAGGUUUCUGGUGGCAAUGGUGAACAGGUCCUUAGUAGAGAUGUCUAUAGGUUGGGGCAUCGGCUUGACUUCUUCCGGAUGCUAUCCUUCUUUUACACCACCGUCGGAUUCUUCUUUAACACAAUGAUGGUCAUCUUGACAGUCUAUGCAUUUUUAUGGGGCCGGCUCUAUCUUUGCCUAAGUGGGCUUGAAGGUGCCGCUGCAAGCAACAGCAAUAACAAUAAAGCACUUGGUGCAAUUCUAAAUCAGCAAUUUAUCAUCCAACUCGGUCUAUUCACUGCACUCCCUAUGAUAGUCGAAAAUUCCCUUGAGCAUGGAUUUCUUCAAGCCAUAUGGGAUUUCUUGACCAUGCAGCUCCAGUUAUCAUCUGUUUUCUACACGUUUUCUAUGGGAACCCGUGCCCACUACUUUGGCCGGACUGUUCUUCACGGCGGUGCGAAAUAUCGUCCCACAGGACGUGGAUUUGUUGUGGAGCACAAAAGUUUCGCAGAGAACUACAGGCUCUAUGCACGUAGUCACUUUGUGAAGGCAAUUGAACUCGGCCUAAUACUCACAGUUUAUGCAUUACAAAGCACUAUCGCGAAAAACACCUUCACUUACAUAGCCCUGACCAUCUCAAGUUGGUUCCUUGUUGUUUCAUGGGUUAUGGCUCCUUUUUUGUUCAACCCUCUGGGUUUCGAUUGGUUGAAGACCGUGUAUGACUUCGAUGAUUUCAUGAACUGGAUAUGGUUCCGCGGUGGUGUGUUUACUAAAGCUGAAGAGAGUUGGGAAGUCUGGUGGAAUGAGGAGCAAGAUCAUCUAAGAACAACAGGUCUUUGGGGAAAACUAGUAGAGGUAAUCUUGGAUCUCCGCUUCUUUUUUUUCCAGUAUGGGGUUGUAUACCAACUCGGAAUCUCAGCUGGAAGUAAAAGUAUUGCAGUUUACUUGCUCUCUUGGAUUUGCAUUUUCGUAGCUUUUGGGGUCCAAGUGCUUAUAUCACAUGCGAGGAACAAAUACGCGGCAAGAGAACACAUCUAUUAUCGACUUGUGCAGUUCCUCGUAAUUACACUAGGAAUACUUGUGUUAGUUGCUUUGCUGAAGUUUACGCAGUUCAAGUUAGUUGACAUUUUUACCAGUUUGUUGGCAUUUCUCCCCACUGGAUGGGGCCUCAUAUUGCUAGCACAAGUUCUUCGACCAAUUCUGCAGCGUACUAGGAUCUGGGACAGUGUUGUUUCCGUGGCUCGACUGUAUGACAUAAUGUUUGGAGUAAUUGUCAUGGCUCCAGUAGCUGUGUUGUCAUGGAUGCCUGGGUCUAUGCAGACACAGAUUCUAUUUAACCAAGCAUUUAGUCGAGGACUCCGGAUUUCACAGAUUGUCACUGCAAAACAAUCGAAGGUUCACUUAUGAUUUUGAGGAGAUUUUGUUGCCAGACAAUUCAGAAAGACUGAUUAGGCUUGCUUAAUAGUCUGUUCCCUUGUUUCUCUUGUUUAUUAAUAGAAAUCCAUUUAUCUGUACUGUAGCAUGUAUGAGAUGUGGCUCUGUUGAUAACCCUUUGACAUGAUGAUGGUGCACACAUUUCCUUUUUGCC
Molecule: messenger RNA, 5648 nt
Organism: Eucalyptus grandis
Lineage: Eukaryota; Viridiplantae; Streptophyta; Magnoliopsida; Myrtales; Myrtaceae
Product: callose synthase 12
Exons: 1
Coding region: 140-5467 (1775 amino acids)
Biological process (GO): (1->3)-beta-D-glucan biosynthetic process
Cellular component (GO): 1,3-beta-D-glucan synthase complex; plasma membrane
Molecular function (GO): 1,3-beta-D-glucan synthase activity
Source: RefSeq, a predicted model, not a curated record